AUGAUUGUUAGGAACCUUACCACAGACCAACAUGCUCUUCUCGAAUUUAAGCAUCAAAUCAUUGAUCCUCACAACAUCUUAGCCAACAACUGGACCAUCACUACCUCUGUUUGCAAUUGGGUUGGUGUCUCUUGCGCAUCUAAGCAUAGGAGAGUCAGCGCAUUAAAUCUUCCCAACAUGAAUCUCACAGGAACUGUCCUUCCACAAUUGGGAAAUCUCUCGUUUUUAGUAUCUCUUGAUUUGAGUCAUAACAAUUUCCAUGGCCAUUUACCGAGAGAGUUGGGGCAAUUAAGUCGUCUGACAUUCAUUGAUUUAAGCUUCAAUUUUCUUAGUGGGGAAAUUCCUUCAUGGUUUGGGAGAUUAAAAAAAGUAUUAUACUUGAGUCUCCGGAACAACAAUUUAACAGGUACAAUUCCUCAGUCACUAGCUAAAAUUUCCAACUUGGAGAUCUUGGAUUUGAGGUACAAUCUCGUUCAAGGACACAUUCCACCCGAGAUAAGUGAUCUUCGAAAUCUAACAAUACUUCGUCUGGCAGUUAAUCAACUUUCUGGCUCCGUACCUUCAGCUAUUUAUAACAUUUCCUCCCUACAUAUGAUUUCUCUUUCAUUCAACAAUCUAUCUGGCAGUUUACCUGAAGAUAUAUGUCGCCAUCUUCCCAAUCUUGAGGCACUUUACUUGGGCUCAAAUGAGUUUUCUGAUUCAGUGGCACCAUUCCAAGGAGUAUUGGAAAUUUAA
This is a messenger RNA of Durio zibethinus, 735 nucleotides long. NCBI's taxonomy places the organism in Eukaryota, Viridiplantae, Streptophyta, Magnoliopsida, Malvales, Malvaceae. The record is from RefSeq and is a predicted model, not a curated record.